AGCAACCACCAACGAUGGCCAUUUUGUGGCAUGGGUAUUUGUUUACAGGAAAUCCUAGUGACCUAUCUGCCACCUUGACUGGUGUAAUGAUGAAAAUCACAGGAAGUUGCACUCCGAGGGGAGAAAAGAAUUAUGUGACUGAUCUGCAUAUUUUUCUUCAAGGAUGACAAUGGUACUAUGAAGUCUUCACUUUAGUAAAAAUUUGGUUUCGACGGGGUAUAUUAUAUAGUUACCAACGCUGCAGCAAGAUGCAUGCUCGUGCGUUGUUCUGUAUUGCUUUCAUUGCUGUGAUGAGGCUGGGGUACGCUGCAGUCACGGCCCCGCCGCGGCCGCCGACUCAAACUCCAUCGACGACAGUCCACACUACACCAGAGCUGCAGACAGUGGCUUGCCCAGAUGAUAUACUGGCGCACUCAUCCACUGGGGAUCCAGUGGUGCUGGACUGGCCACCGCCAAAUGCACCGAGUGGUCUGGACACUGUGACCGGCACACACAACCCAGGGGAUAGCUUCAGGGUAGGAUCGACAAUAGUUCUUUACGUCUUCAGCGAUAGCUUGGGAUCCCGUCAGGAAAGCUGCACCUUCAACGUGACAGUAUUAAUCGGUGAUGCCCCUCCAGUGAUCACGUGCCCAACUAAUGUAACUGCCUUAGCCGAUGCUGGUACGCAACAGACACCAGUUACUUGGGACGACGUCCCUGCCUCGCAGGCUGAGGUCCGCUUGUGGAAUCGAAACUAUAACCCUGGUGACAUGUUUCCCCUGGGAGUCACCGUGGUCAUCUACCAGUGGCAAAGACAUUCUGAAAUUGCAGGAGAAUUUUUCACUUGUUCUUUUACUGUAACAGUUGAGACACAAGAGCUGCAGACAGUGGCUUGCCCAGACAAUAUACUGGCGCACUCAGACACAGGGGAUCCAGUGACGCUGUUCUGGACACCGCCAACUGCACCGAGCGAUCUGGACCGUGUGAUCAGCACACACAACCCAGGGGAUAGCUUCGUGGUAGGACAGACAACAGUUCAGUACACCUUCAGCAAAAGGGAAAGCCGUCAUGAAAGCUGCACCUUCAACGUGACAGUAUUAAUCGGUGAUGCCCCUCCAGUGAUCACGUGCCCAAAUGACGUAACUGCCUUAGCCGAUGCUGGUACGCUACGGAAAUCAGUCACUUGGCCUGAUGUCCCUGAGCAACAGGCCGAGUUCCGCUUGUCGUAUCAAAACUAUCAACCUGGGGAUGUGUUUGUCCUCGGAGUCACUGUGGUCGCCUACCAGUGGCAAAGACAAUCUCAAGAAGAAUAUUUCACUUGUUCUUUUACAGUAACAGUUGACACGCGAGUAAAGUGCCCUGAGGACGUCGUGGCGUACACAGCUCAGGAAGCCACGACUGUGACAUGGACACCACCAUCGGCACCAGAGUCAACCGGAGACGUCAGCACUACUAGUACGCUCAGCCCUGGGGACGUCUUUCCAAUCGGCCCAACAGUGGUGCGCUAUGAUUUUGUUGGUCAAUCAUUAGGAAUUCCACAAACGUGUAACUUCACAGUUGAGGUCAUAUUUGAUGAUGUUCUGCCUAUAGUAAUCUGCCCAGAUAACAUCACAGGAGUGGCCCCCCAGGGCGCGGAAGGGCGGCCGACAAGUUGGGAAGAGCCUGAAGCAUCGGACGACUCAGAGGGCGUCCGUCUGAGGAAUCAGAGCCAUCGAUCCGGUCAGAUUUUCCCCCUUGGAACAACCGUGGUCACCUACGAGUUUGAGGAUUUGGCAGGCAACGUUGGAAGAUGCUCCUUCAGAAUCACAGUGGAAGAAGAGUAUGUUGAGCCUAUCACUGUGACAAACUGCCCAGUGGCGGGCUUCAAUUUGAGCGUUGAAUACAUCCGAGGAACGCCAGGCAACCGAUUGGGGAUAAUAAGUCCUAGAGCCGAGGGACCGAGGACAUAUGAAACACGGGUGCCUGGCUAUGAGAGAUAUUUCGAUGUUGGUGUCACCCCAGUUGUGUAUACAUUUACUGACGUGUCCAAUCCAAGGAACACUGCAAAGUGCGCUUUCAAUCUCACCAUCAUUCCACAAUGUGGCAAUCCUGAUCACACCCUGUGCGACGGUGGAUCACAGACUACCGGCGAUGUUUGCAAACCAACGUCAACGUUGUCUCUUUGCGAGUCUGAGGGGAGCGGAUAUUCAGAAAGUACAAGUUACGAGGAAAGUCAAGGCUUCUCCGGUGCCAACUGUGAAGAUAAGAUCUGUGGGGAUGUGGGCCUGCUGGAUUCCUGCACAGACUCCCACGAGUGGCAAGAUGCCAUGGCAACGGAUUACCCAGAAGGCGACAUCGGUUUCGUUUCUAGAUUUGCGGUGCCAGCGAUCAGUCAGGAUUCAAUUCAUCUAACUGCGGUACGCGUUGCGUGGGGCCAAUUUGAUGAGUUGUAUUCACCGGAAAUAACUGGCAAUAGACGGGGUGUCUUCAUCUUUGUGGACAUAUCCACACCCUUAAGGAAAUCUGUAGAAAACUUUUGGGUCUACCCUGGACUGACCACUCCAGAAACGGCAGAGGUCACCCUCCAAGUCCCGCAUUCCGUCCAGCCCGGUGAUAUCAUCGCGAUAACGGUGGGUUACGUGGAGAACAGAUGGUACCCGUGUUAUGAUCCUCGGCCCAUUCAGAGCAGGUGCACAGACUGUCUGUCCAUUCAGUUUAGAACCCUGGCUGCUGAUUGCGAGGUGUCAGACACUUGUCUCCGAGCGUACCAGUGGUGGAAAGGAGUACAGGCACCUGACGGAUCAGACAUGUCGCAAUUCCUUCGACCACCUCCCCUUCCUGGAUAUUUGUCUUGCAUGAUGGAAAACCACGACACAGCCAUAGAAGAAAUCGUUAAACCUUGCUUGUCCCCGGCUGAAUUCCAAUAUGUCAGUCCUGACCAGACAGCGGCCGUAGGAGAGUCAGUGUCCCUGGUCUGCGUGGGAACCGGCCUUGUUCAACCGGUAGUCGAGUGGUAUGACGUUAAUGAUGUCGUUCAAGUCAGGGGAAAUGGUUCUGCAGUACUUCGGGUUUCUGUAGAAUCCACACCACAAAGCUUUCAAUGUUUCCUGGAUCGUUACACUAAGCGAGCUGUCAUGCAUGAGACUGUUACAACUGUUUCUCCAAUAGCUGGUGAAUGCGCAAGUCUAUCUGCAGAGCUUCGCCAAUUCUCCACAGAUGAAUCUGGUUGUUUUUCCCUCUCCAAAAGAAUGGGCUAUGGAAGAUAUGCCUAUUUCUUAACGGAUUGGAUGACGGAAGUGUUCAUUUUCCAGAUCACAGUUUCCUCAUCAGUGCUGCGUGGAGAACUUGUCAACCAAUACGGGAAGGAUGCUGUACCCGAUGUCGUAUCCGUUGUUCUGGAAAUGAGUCCUGAUUACUCGUUGCCUCAACGUAAACGACGAGGAGCCCGUAGACCAGUCCUUGAAAUGUACAGACGGCAAUACGACUCGAUGUACGUUCCCAACGAUCCCGCGACCAUCCUGAAAUUUGACCUGACGCCCCCGCUUCGGGCCAACGCUAGCUUCGGAUGGGCCGUUUUUUUCUCUGUUCCCAAUUUGCGACGCUAUGGUGGGAGAAGAGGGGAGGAAAUUGGUCAACCGCCACUAGCAGUGGCACUAAACUGCUCAAAAAGCACCAGUCCGGCCUGCACAGAUGAUCUCGUAGCCCCAUGGUCAAACGAACUGCAGCGCUACGACCAGGCAGGCUGCGACACUGACCGCAGUAACCGGUCACUUCACGAAGCCUUCAGAAUCUGCAGAAAUAUCUCUGUGGCUGAUCCCCAGAUUGUAGUGUCUCCCUCAUCAGCCGAUGUGACGGGCAUUGGGGAGGAGGAGCCUGCAACGGUUACCUUUGACUGCUACAUUGAGAAUGCAGUGGAGUAUCGGUGGUACAAGACGGCACCAGCCCCUUCUGAGACUUUCAUCCGGACCGGGAACCAGCUGGUGUUCCAGGGUUUUUUACAAUCCCGAGACCAAGGCGCUUACGUCUGUGAGGGCAUCCCGGGCAAAUCUCUUGAGAACGAGAACGUGCCCAAAGUGCGGACGGAACCCGCAACGUUGACUCUAACAGAAGUAACAACUUUCAAGGUGACAAUGAAGCUACUCAACCCUACCUACACGGAGGACUUGGCAGUUACAGACAGCGAAGACUUUAGGAACCUCCAAUCGGAACUGGAACGAAGUUUUUGGUAUCCUGUUACCGGAAACCUGCAAGAAGAAAUGGGCAGGGAAUACGGCAUCGAGUUUGAAAUUCUUGCGUUCAGGAGGGGCAGUAUCGUCGCCGAAGUUGUGGUUUUCUUUCGCCGAUUUAGAUUCAGAGGGGAAUGCGAAGGGCCGUGCACUUUGACCGAGCCCACUGGAGAUUUAGCACUCCAGGAGCGGUUGACAGCAGCGAUCCAGGAAAGACCAGAAACAUCUGAGCUCAUGGUGGAAUCUGAGAGCAUCAAUGUUGUCAAUUUAGUGUCUUGCCUGCAAGAGGUAUACCUUGAAGGAAAUCUGACGUUCCCACAAACCAGACUUGGACAGACGGCGCAAUCGCUGAACCUCUGCCCCCAUUUCACAACCCGAGCGGGAAUGCCCCGUGCCACUAGAGACUGCGUCGGUGACUUCACAUCUCAACCGCAGUGGAAGGAGCCGGUCAUUCUCAAAUGCUUCGAGGGAGACGUCACUGAAAACCUUGAUGAGCUUGCAAAUAUGCCAGUGACUUCUGAGAAUGCUGAGGAAGUAGCCCAAGAGACAGCAUCCCUGACAUCCAACGCCAGCGCCAUCAGUCCCAUGGCAUUAACGUCUGUCGCUGGAAUUCUGAAGAAUCUAGUGGAUGCCAACAACACUUCCCCAGAGGUUGCCGUGCAAAUCGUCGAGAUAGUCAACAACGUCCUCCAAAUUGACGACGAAGCCAUCUUGGAUGAGGCAAGCCGUGACAACUCUCCGUCUCUCAUCGUGCUGUCCCUGGAGUCGUUCGUCACAGCGUUGCAUAACAGCGGGGCCGGUAACUUCACCGAGGUACAGAGCAGCGUUGCCGUCCAGGCCCUCUCCCUUCCCCGUCGAGCCCUGUCCAAUGGCCUGGGCUUUGCGUCUUCCCUCGGGGACCCGGGAACCAACGAUCUAACUGACAAUCAGACCUAUGUGUUCACCAAAGAAGAUCCACCAAUGGAAACAGAAGCCUCGAUUUUCCUUCCUGCUGAAAUUCUCGACAAAAUUCCUAAAACAGGCGAUAGUGAACAAGUUCCGAUAAGUUUCUUCCUGUAUCAGAACAGCAGGCUGUUUCGUUCUCCCACGUUGAACGAAGUGACGAGGCCCGAGGACAGAGUGAGGCGGGCUGUAGGGAGCCGCGUCAUUGCUGCAACUGUGGAGGGCGUAAAAAUUGACAACCUGCGAAUGCCCGUUUCAAGUGUCUUCAGUCUGCUCAAUGCGAGCGGUGAAAAUGAGACGGUCGGCAGUGCGGAGUGCGUUUUCUGGGAUUUCACUCUGAAUAACGGGUACGGCGAUUGGUCCACUGAGGGAUGCAGGAACGAAUCCCUGCCCAAUGGCGUCAUCCGGUGUCUGUGUGACCACCUAACCAGCUUUGCUGUUAUUGUGGACAUUCAUGGGCAACAGGACAGCGUCUUUUUGGAUGUCAUAAGCAAGAUUGGCUGUGCCGUAUCUGUGGUGGCUCUGAUAAUCACUCUGGUCACAUAUCUGUACAGCAAGAAAAUUCGGACUAAGCGUCCCCAGCAGAUCCUGAUCAGCCUGUGCUUUGCCCUGCUGGGUCUCUACUUCAUGUUCUUGGUGGGUAUCGAGGCAACAGCUUCCCGGGGAGGCUGCACCUUUGUGGCAGUUUCGAUCCACUACUUCACCUUGGCGUCCAUUGCCUGGAUGGCCGUGGAAGCCACCAAUAUGUAUCUUCUCUUUGUCCGUGUGCUCAACGCCAACGUCAGUCACUUCCUGCUCAAGGCCUCCAUCGCAGCCUGGGGUCUUCCAUUGGUGAUUGUCGUCAUUAUUCUAGCUGCUGAUUACACCCAGUAUGAGCACCCGAAUUACUGCUUCCUGAAGCCUGGUAAUGCCAUUUACUACGGCCAGAUACUUCCAAUUGGCUUGGUGCUCCUCUUCAACUUUGUCAUUUUUACGCUGGUGACCCGCAAGCUGACCUGCGCCCGCAAGACCAUCGGGAGUUCCUCGGACAAGAGCCACCGGCAGGAGAGGCUGCGCCGGCUCCAGAAUGCCGUGGCCAUCUCGGUCCUCCUGGGCCUGACCUGGGUCUUCGGGCUUCUCUCGGUCAUCCAGGCUGCCAGCUUUGCCUUCCAGGUCCUCUUCGCCAUCUGCAACUCUCUACAGGGGCUGAUGAUCUUCGUCCUGUUCUGCGCCAGACAGAAAGAGGUGCACCAGGUCUGGAGGGAAAUGUUCCCAUGCAAGAGGGAUGCCCAACGCCGUGGAGCGGUGUCCGGGACCGGUCUUGAUUCCAGUACCCGAGGCGGCAUCCCGCUGUCCAGUAAGGGUACAAAGACCACCGAUUUCAGCGAAGCAAGUCAGACUCAAUCCUAGUCUUUUCCCCUAGUCUUUCUGUCAGAGCCCACUAAUUACAUCCCUGUGAAUUUUCUAUUUCUUGAGACCUGAAGGGAAAUCUUGUAACUACAGGAAAACACAAGCCAAUUCUUAGAGCCGUUGAUGAUAUUCCCAUUCACAAUAGAUUUUCCAGUUAGUGCUGAGCAGAAAUAGUAGUUGUGCUGACUGAUUUAAUAUUAUACUUAGCUGGGAGUCAGGUUUGACUGUUUCCAGUCUAAUCUUACUACUUUGUUUAAAAUCAAAUAAGUCAAAGUUGUUUUGAAUAUUUUAAAAAAAAUUUAGAGGGUAGGGAGGGAGUUGAGUUUGGAAACUCUCAUAUAUCUCUUCUUCAGAAUAAAAAAGUUGUUGAGUGUUCAGGAAUUGUUUGGAAUGGUCAGCAUAGCAGGGAAGAGCUUAGUUAGAGUUGAUGCAGUCAUUAUAAUUAUGUACUGCGUUUAAACACAAGGUAAGUACCAGAUUAACAUAUUAACCGCUAACAGUAUAUAUUAAGUUUGGUUUUAGUCAGUUUGCAUUAAUGUUCCACAAUAUCAUGUUUUGUACAGACUAACAGAACUAACAGAAUUUUGUUCGACUUUCUAUACUUUUUACAAAUGUGUAACUUAAAGUAAUCAUUACUCGGGUAAUUAAACUAAUGAAAAUAAUGAAAAGUUUGCUUUGUAGUUUUAAAAUAUGUUUAUGUAUUUUACACACAAUGAAAUAUUUAGUUGAUUUGUUGGUGCGGGAUUGGAACCUGCGACCUCUGGGUACUUUUGCUCGUUGCGAAAAUGUAAUGGGAAAUGUGGCAGAAUAUCUUAAAUGUGUCUUUCUUAGUGUCAGGGUUGGCUGAUUCAAAUCAUAGAUUUAAAUCACUGAUUUACAUCGUGAUUUGAAUCAAACAGUUGUUUUUUAAUCAGUGAUUUUAAUCACUUUUUUGAAAAAAAUCUUAUUUUUGGCGAAAUAAAUUGACUGAGAGUCAUUUGAAUCAUUUAUAUCAACUGAUGCCACUUACUGACAAAGUGUAAGAUGAUGUUAACACAUUCAAACACCGCUUCUUCAUCAGCAUUGACUCAACUUACAUGUAGCUUUUCCAUAAUUACCCAAGAUAAAAUUAAUAGUGUAAAUACAAAUGUACAUCAUGUUUAUUACAGGAAACUAUAUUGUUUGUUUUCUUCUUUAUUUCAUUUUGUAUGUGGAUUUCCCAUCAAAAGCAAUAAACAUUGUUUCCAGAAUGAAAUUUCAACUGAAAUAUAAAAUACUUUGUUAUUGUUAAUGGUCGAAAAACAUUUUUGAAUUAUAACAUACACUUGAUGUUACUGGAUACUGUAGGGCUUUUAAAAAAAAAUAACAUACACUUGGUGUCAACUGAUACUUUAGGGCAGCGGUUGUCGCUAAUGUGCAACAUUUGCGACUGUGAAAAAAAGUAUGUUGCUUAGAAGGUUAUUGGGCCCCAUUUUAUCAAUUUUUCACCCCCACCCCAAAUGGUGGUCAUUAAACUUAAAAACUAAAGGGAUACAAAUCUCACGGCCCACUGUCUAUAAGUGUUUUUCUUGUUGGUGUUGUCGUCCCUAAACAAUCUAAAGGUGUAACCCUAACUCCCUAGGGGGUGUGCAAAAUCGUAUUAAAAUUGGAGGAUUCAGGACUGUUAGGGCUCCAAAUUGAGAGUCUCACUUCUAACUUUUCUGCAUAAACAUUUAGAUUUAAAUUUAUGUAAAUGUAAUACGUUUGAAGGUGCAAGGCAGAAUUGCAUCAGAUAACAUUCUCUGCCUUGUGUGAAGGACCAUCAAUCAAACAUUCUUUCACAAGGCUCGGUGAUGUCGUUUUUAAAUUCGAAGCAUUUUGAUGAAAAACGGUACACAUGCCCAGGGAGAACUGCACUGGUACAUGUUUUUUUUUUUGGCAUACCAUGUACCAUAACUGACAUAUUUUUCAUUCAUAUCCACACACAAUGUAUCUGGACCGUAUCAAUCAAGCCAUGCACCUUUAAAGUGUCUUCAGUAUUGGUGUGUCCUUGUACCAAUGAGAUUGACUAGGAAAUACAAGUGAAUGAAAUGAAGUCAUGCUUAUUUGUGAAUCACUGGUACAGUGCAUAUUUAUUUUUUUUUCAAAAGCAUUUAUCAAUGUUAAUUUUUGUUCGGAAAUUUCUGAAUACUGAAUUGAGUUUUGCGGAGCCUGGAAACUCCUUGCUGUUCAGUGCCGAUGGCUGUAAGGGUACGAGUGUGUGUGACGAUUUAGAAAAACUUUUAGACAAUUCAGUAUUUUGAAAGUAAAAAAAACCGAAUUAUAUUAAAAAAAAAAUUCAGAUUUUUUUUUUCAUCAAAUCAGAUUGUUUGGAAUAUUUUGUAAAUAUAUUAAAAAAAAAAUUAUAAUUUGCCGAGCCUGGUUAGUGUUGUAUAUACCUUUGUUUGUUUAGUGCAAAUUAGGUAUGGUAGGUGCUUUGCUAUCGGGAACAAUGCAGCUGUUAAUCUCAAUUCGAUUUCCUUUUAUAAUUAUUGUGUGAGAGUCUAUUGUAAUCAUGGAUGAUGGGUGUUAUAGGGACCUGAAAACUCCUUGUUGGUUGGUGUUAGGGUGUGUGGGAAAAUGUAGACAAUUUUCUUUGGCAAAUCAAUAUGUUGAAAGUUAAAUAAAAAAUUAUGUUGAAAGUUAAAAAAAAAUUAAGUAAAAAAAAAAUCUGAUUUAAAUUGUCUUAUAUCAGAUUAUUUUGAACUUUUUGUACAUAAAAAAGACGAAAAUCGCCAAGCCUUUAGCUUGUUAGUGUUGUAUAUGCCUUUGUUUUUAAGAGCAAAGUUGGGUAUGGCAGGCGCUUUGCAAUCGGGAAAAGUGCAGUUGUUAAUCUCAAAUCGCUUUACAUUUAUUAUGUGAAUGUCUAUCAUAUCAUGUUGAUUGCUUCUUAUAAUUUUAGAAAAUAACUUACUCCUCUAUCGGCAAGUGUAAACUAUUAACUACAAUUUGGACUUUUUUUCACGUUCGUGAACGUACAACUCUAUACAUGUACUGAUAUACGCCUACCACAUUUAGGGGUCUAUGAAAUAAAGUUGAGUAUUUCGUUGCAGAUACAUACUUUCUAUAAAUAGUUGUGCAUGAAACAAAUGGGGUACCCUUUUGUGCCUCAAAUUUGUAUUUUAUUUGCAAUAAAAUUUCUUGGCAAUGAGUUACUAA
This is a messenger RNA of Patiria miniata (bat star), 9671 nucleotides long. RefSeq lists its product as uncharacterized. Gene Ontology annotation, molecular function: G protein-coupled receptor activity. The transcript has 28 exons. The record is from RefSeq and is a predicted model, not a curated record. Gene Ontology annotation, biological process: cell surface receptor signaling pathway; G protein-coupled receptor signaling pathway. Gene Ontology annotation, cellular component: membrane. Lineage: Eukaryota; Metazoa; Echinodermata; Asteroidea; Valvatida; Asterinidae. The coding region runs from base 249 to 6515 and encodes 2088 amino acids.